ACGCGCAGCUUGUCAGUCCUGACUUGUGACUUCCACUUGCACACUGUCCACUCUGUUAACAGCAGCACGGUACAACUAAAACAACACUACCCACUCUCCACAGCCAUGGCAGACCAAAGAAUACGGCAAAUUAAGAUCAAGACUGGUAUCGUUAAAAGGCUGGCCAAAGAGGAGAUCGCAUACAAAACAGAAGCAAAACAGCAGGAGGAGAAGAUUGAGCGCCUGAAAGCGGAGGAAGGAGACGAUUAUGUCAUCAAGAAACAGAUGGAGGUUUUGCAGGAGUCCAAAAUGAUGAUCCCAGACUGCCACCGCCGUCUGACCAUGGCACACGCAGACCUGGUUCAGCUACUAGAAACAGAAGCGGAUUUGGAAGAAACAGAGGAGUACAAAGAGGCUAGAAACAUAUUGGACUCAGUGAAGCUUGAAGGAUGAUUUCUGUUCUCACUGUGAGAUUUCACUUGCUUUAAAUGUCCAUUCCUUUCGUCAGGCCCUGUUUGCAAGCUUGCAGCUGACUGAAUCCGUUCUCGUUUUCUUGAUGUAAUUAUUUCUACUGUUUACUGUUAAGGUGCCACCACAUCUGAUCAAUCCUCCCCCAUGUGUUAAACCCCCUAAAGAACAUGUGAAAACAUUCGGUUUAGUACUGUUUUUUUUCUUAAGGUUUUGUUCUUACUAACACACCGUCUGCAUUGACUUCAUAGACAUGAUUAAACACACUCAGAAACACCUA
Cheilinus undulatus (humphead wrasse) is the source of this 727-nucleotide messenger RNA. RefSeq names its product tubulin cofactor a (gene tbca). Gene Ontology annotation, cellular component: cytosol; microtubule cytoskeleton. The transcript is spliced from 4 exons. Gene Ontology annotation, molecular function: beta-tubulin binding. The record is from RefSeq and is a predicted model, not a curated record. Gene Ontology annotation, biological process: post-chaperonin tubulin folding pathway; tubulin complex assembly. Lineage: Eukaryota; Metazoa; Chordata; Actinopteri; Labriformes; Labridae. The coding region runs from base 106 to 432 and encodes 108 amino acids.